Molecule: messenger RNA, 3158 nt
Organism: Hyla sarda
Lineage: Eukaryota; Metazoa; Chordata; Amphibia; Anura; Hylidae
Gene: RDH10
Product: retinol dehydrogenase 10
Exons: 6
Coding region: 283-1305 (340 amino acids)
Cellular component (GO): lipid droplet
Molecular function (GO): oxidoreductase activity, acting on the CH-OH group of donors, NAD or NADP as acceptor
Source: RefSeq, a predicted model, not a curated record
ACAACAUGCAGUGCACGGGCCCGCAUCUCUCCAGGCUUCACCCCUCGGAGUCCCCGGCGUGAGAUCUGUCCGAGCGGCCCCGGGACGAGUCUGCUGCAAGUUUCCCGUGAGCCCUGAGUGAUCGCCGGGACAUGGGCAGGAGGAGAUCGCCCCGCAGCCGCCAGUAACCACCGCACACGUCCCGGACACUGAUCGCACCCCGCGCCCCGUCCUGUGCAGCCUCGUCCGGUCCUGGAGCCUGAGAACCGCAGCCGCCGCCGCCGCCGCCUCUCCCCGCACAAUAUGAACAUAGUCCUGGAGUUGUUCGUGGUGACUUUUAAGGUCCUCUGGGCCUUCGUGCUGGCGGCGGCCAAGUGGCUGGUGCGCCCCAAGGAGAAGAGUGUGGCCGGGCAGGUGUGCCUCAUCACCGGGGCGGGCAGCGGGCUGGGGCGCCUCUUCGCCCUGGAGUUUGCCCGGCGCCGGGCGCAGCUGGUGCUCUGGGACAUAAACACACAGAGCAACGAGGAGACGGCGGACAUGGUGCGGCAAAUCUACCGGGAGCUGGAGGCGGAGGACGCCCUGAGGGCUGGGAACCCCGUGGAGGAAGAGGUGCUGCCGUGCUCCAAUCUCCAGGUUCAUACGUACACUUGUGACGUAGGCAAACGGGAGAGCGUUUACAGCACCGCCGAGAAAGUCCGCCGGGAGGUCGGAGACGUCUAUCUUCUGCUCAAUAACGCUGGGGUUGUAUCGGGACACCAUCUCCUCGAGUGCCCAGAUGAGCUGAUCGAAAGGACUAUGAUGGUUAACUGCCAUGCACACUUCUGGACCACAAAGGCAUUCCUUCCCAAAAUGAUGGAAAUGAAUCAUGGACAUAUUGUUACAGUUGCCAGUUCUCUAGGUUUGUUCAGCACCGCAGGGGUAGAGGAUUACUGUGCUAGCAAGUUUGGUGCAGUGGGUUUCCACGAGUCUCUCAGCCAUGAACUGAAGGCUGCAGACAAAGAUGGGAUUAAAGCUACGUUGGUCUGUCCCUAUCUGGUGGACACAGGCAUGUUCCGAGGUUGCAGAAUCAGAAAAGAAAUUGAGCCCUUCCUCCCGCCCUUGAAACCAGAUUACUGUGUGAAGCAGGCCAUGCGAGCCAUUCUUACAGACCAGCCGAUGAUCUGUACGCCUCGACUCAUGUACAUCGUGACCUGCAUGAAAAGCAUUCUACCAUUUGAAGCUGUGGUCUGUAUGUACCGGUUCCUGGGCGCAGACAAGUGCAUGUACCCCUUCAUUGCUCAAAGGAAACAAGCCACGAACAAUAAUGAAGCUAAAAAUGGAAUAUAACUGUUUAUUGUUUAGUUUAACUUUCUUGUGAUAAGACUGACUUUAUUGAACAGUCAACAUCUUCAGAGACUGAAUUGAGAAAGGCACUUGUGCGUUGACAUGUAUUUUUUUUUUUUCUGGUUAUUGCGCUAUAAUUUUUUCCUGUACACUACAUCACGUUGUGGACACUUCGGUCAUGUGUUACUCCUCCAGUCUGUUUUUACACACUGUAAACGUGACUAAAGACGUAUGAAAGGCUUCAAUGUAGCAAUAAAGUGUUUCUGUAGAGCUACUGUACAACAGUAAACCAAGGCAAAUCAGUUUCCUUAAAUGCACUGUUACCCUUAAUGUUAUAUGUUAGAGAAAGAGGCAAUAACGAAAUGGUGAAGGAUCUUCAAUCAAGAAAUGGAAGCCAUUUGGGUGGAAAUAUUUCUGAUUUUCAGAAAAAUCUAAACUAAUUCUAGUAUCUGAAAGUAUUCUGCACAGAGCAGAUACAUCUAUGUGUAAUGUUAUGCAAAUUGCCAUUAAACUAAUAAGUGUUUAGCCAUGUAAACCUGAAAACACUGCGUACACCCUUCCAUACAAUUUUCUUUGUGUAAGGACCAUAUCAUUCUUGCCUAAAGUAGAAGGAUCCUGUCAGAUCCUAUGUCAUCACAGCGAUAAGUGUAGGCCAUACACUCCAAAUUUGGUGGGACCAGUAAACUAAUGUGUACUAUUGCGAUCUGAUUUUACUAAAGGGUGGGGGUAUAGAGAAAAAAUUAGGAAAGCAUGUAUGUGGGGGAUUAUAAGAGAGUUGUUCACUUUUAAACACUGUUUCCAUUUUGCAAAAGGUAAAACUUCUUAUGUCAAUGACUACUAGUGCUCUAGACAGUAUGAACACACGAGUAGUCGCAGAAGAAGUUAUAGGCGGCUCAUAUGUUCCAUCCCCCCCCCCCUUUAUGGUUUGGAGACACUUUGCACAAUGUAGGGGAGACAAAAACAAGUAUUGUUGAUGGGAAUAUAUUCUGCAAAUAUAUGGAUUAUCCAAUGGCUUCCAUGUCAGCAGACCCUCACAACAGUGUCUUGUAUGUCUACUAAAAAAAAAAAUUUUUUUUUUUUAAAGAAACCAUGCCAAUGGUAGGAAUCAUAAACUGGUAUUUUAUAUAAAAGGUUAUGAUAUUUCUCAAAGGUUUUGUGCACUUUUGUUCUACUGUUUAAAAGAGCUGAUUUCAAAUAAGUCUCCUUUUUGUGUAGUCUUUUGUGUGCCUAGGGGCUGUGUACACAGAACGGGAGCAUCCAUUUUUAUUUCCCAAUUGCGUAAACGUUUUGAUUUAUCAGAAUCGUACAAUUGCAAAAUUGAGCUGCCAUUCUCGUCAAUUUACUUGGAAUUAAGGCCUAAAAAAAAAAAAAAAAAAAAAUCUGAUGACAGAUUUGUAUAAUCUGAUGUAAAUUCAUUUUUCGGAACAUUGCUUUACCCUGCAAUGUCUGCCCUCCCUGCGGGGAGACUUCUGGAUUCGGGAUGGCGGUUUAUCACCUUCUGCUUCUGGACAAGAGAACAGACCUGGUGAUUCUGCUCUUUACUUGUACAUGUGACAUGCGUAGAGGUGUAAAGAUUUUUAUUUUUUGUUUGUGUGUGUUCUACAAAAUAAAAACCUACAUUUUUUUUAAUGUUUUUGUAUAGAGAACCUUUUACAGUCGUGCCUUUGAAUUAAGUAAAAUAUAGUUAGAAAACAUUGUAUAGCGAAUUUCUACCUCUGUAUCUAAAUGUAUUCAAUUGGCUUGUAAAUUACUAUUGAAAUUUCUGUGAUUUAUUUUUAUUGUUGUUAUUAUCGUUGACGUCUUAAAUAUUGACCAGUGUCUGGUUUUAUUAAAGCAAAUUAUAUUACCGUAGGAAC